GCCUGGACCGAGUCCAUGUGCACCAACCAGACCCGGCUCACGGGCAAAACCACAAAGCCCGUCUCCCCCUCCCCUUCUCCUCUCGCUUCCACCGUACUGCCAGUCUGCCAGCCUGACACACACAGCCAGCGUCACCGGCUCGGCUCCUCCAGAGGCAAAAUGCCCCUCCCGCUCCGCCGCCUCGCCGGCGCCGUCGCGGGGCCCCUCCUCCGCCGCUCCCUCUGCACGGCGGCCCCGCGCCCUCCCUGGGCCAUGGUGAGCAGCCAGGCGGCGCUGGACGCGUCAGGGCCGCCGUCGCGGGGCGCGCGCACGGUCGUCGACCUCGACACGACGCCGUGCGUCUCCCACCUCUCCGUCCCCGCCCGCCUCGUCGACCCCCACGGCGACGGCAUGGGCUUCCUCGUGGGCAUCGUCCGCGGCGCGAGCCGCGACGGCCUCCUCCUCCUCGACUUCGUCGACGCCCGCCACCGCCCCAUGUCGCUACACGAGCUCGCCGCGGCCCGCGACGGCGUGGAACCGGACUCCAAACUCUUCGUCUGCAACCCUAUCAGCGGCCAGCUGGUCCGCCUCCCGUCCCCCGGCAUGGAUGUGCCCAAGAUGGGCACCUCUUUCGGCCUGCUCACCCAAUCCCGGGGCUCCGACGGCCCGCCUGACAGGUACGCGGUGGCUCAGCUCAGCAAAAGCAGUCGCGGGGGAGGGGAUUGCCGCAGGGUCGUUCGCCGGUUCCUGUCGGAGACAGGGGAGUGGGACGAGCGGCCGCUGGUCGGGGCGUUCGAGAUGGAUCCUGGGCGGCGCAUGCUGAUCAACCAUGAGGUGCUGGCGUUCGGUGACCGGCUGUGGUGGGUGGACGUGGCCUGGGGCGCGCUCUCCGUCGACCCCUUCAGCGACCGGCCGGUGCGUCGCUUGGCCGAGCUGCCGAGCUGGAGCGUGCUGCCUGCCUCUGAUUCCCCGACGCUGAGCAAGUACCGGCGCAUGGGGGUCAGCGAUGGGAAGCUGCGCUACGUCCAAGUGUCCAACAGAGACGACAUGUCGAGCAUGGUCGCUUCGUUUUCGCUGGAUGACGAGACCUACACCUGGGCGCAGGAUCACAUAAUUAAAAUUACAGUUCGGCGCGACCGUUGCCUGGUCGAAAUUGCUGCCAUAGAUCCAUUCCAAGCCAACCUUGUCUACAUCCAACAUGGUGGCACUGUUAUUGCCAUGGACCUGGCUAAGAGGAAGGAGAUUUGGAGGAGUUCCCUUCCAAACGAAAUCUUCUUUGAAAAGCUGCUCCGAUCUAGUUCUCUUGUUCCGUGCGUGCUCCCAACAUGGCUUGCCACAAGCCAUAUCCCCCCUUCUCCAGGAACCCUUUCAAGCAACAAGGCCGAUUGCAAAAGGAAGACUUUGGCAGACAUGCUGGUUCGUGUAGACAAAUGCUAGAGUGCUAGACAAACGGAAACGUGACAGUUAACUUAUCUCCGACUCCUUAAAUUUGACCAACAACAGGGUUGAAGGUGGCACCUGUGAGACAAGAGCUCUUAUUUAGGGAAAUUAUGUGACCAUUCUGGGCUUGUUCUUUUGGCUGAUGCAAUUCUGUUUGAAAGGACAUAUGUUCUUACAUAUUUCGGAGAAUCUUAGUUGCACACCUAUCAGAAAUUCAACGCUACUUGUGAGCUGCGAGAGAUCAUGCUUAUGUUCUCUGUAAUAUGUUAAUGAUUUCAAGUGUUUAGUUCUGACAUGUUUUGCUUUGUGUUCAUCAAAUCAGGGACAUGCUUGAUUGGAUAUUUGCAUGCUGCUGAUGAUAAAUGUAUCAACUCUCUUUA
Hordeum vulgare subsp. vulgare (domesticated barley) is the source of this 1799-nucleotide messenger RNA. RefSeq lists its product as uncharacterized. NCBI's taxonomy places the organism in Eukaryota, Viridiplantae, Streptophyta, Magnoliopsida, Poales, Poaceae. The record is from RefSeq and is a predicted model, not a curated record. Bases 16 to 1416 code for a protein of 466 amino acids. The transcript has 3 exons.